CGAUUGGCAUACACCCUCGCUCAUACUCGGUCACACUGUACAGAACUGCUAAUUGUGCAAAGAAAAGGUGAAAAAAGAGAGAAUUUCUAGAAAAACUCACGAUAAUUCCAACCAAAUUAAUUUUAAAGCAUAGCCAACACCUAAAGCAGCAAAAUGACGUGGGAACCUCAGGCAGAAGGUCUGCAGCAGAUCAUAGCGAUCCUCAAGGAGUCGCAGUCACCAGACACAGCCACUCAGAUUGCUGUACAGAUGAAACUGGAGGAAUUCAAUCUCUAUCCAGACUUUAACAACUAUCUCAUCUAUGUGUUGACUAAACUAAAGACAGAAGACGAGCCAACGCGCUCGCUGAGUGGUCUGAUCGUCAAGAACAACAUUCGCAUGCACGGCAGCAAUCUACAGCCGGAGAUCGUGGAGUACAUUAAACACGAGUGCCUACAGGCGGUGGGUGACUCAUCGCCGUUGAUUCGUGCUACAGUGGGCAUUCUGAUCACCACCAUCGCCAGUAAUGGCGGCCUGCAUAACUGGCCUCAACUGUUGCCCUCUCUCUGCGAAAUGCUGGACUCCCAGGACUACAACGUUUGCGAAGGAGCUUUUAGCGCGCUGCAAAAAAUUUGCGAGGACUCCGCUGAAAUCUUAGACUCGGCAGCGCUCAACAGGCCACUAAACGUUAUGAUUCCCAAGUUCCUGCAGUAUUUCAAGCACAGUAGUCCCAAGAUUAGGUCCCACGCCAUUGCCUGCAUCAACCAGUUCAUCAUUAACAGAUCACAGGCCCUUAUGUUAAACAUAGACAGCUUCAUUGAAAACCUCUUUCACUUGUCCUCGGACGAGGACCACGAGGUGCGCAAGAAUGUUUGUCACGGAUUGGUCAUGCUACUGGAGGUCCGCAUGGACCGCCUUAUGCCUCACAUGUCGCAGAUCAUUGAGUACAUGUUGCUGCGCACACAAGAUUCCGAUGAGGGUGUGGCCCUGGAGGCAUCUGAGUUCUGGUUAUCUCUGGCGGAGCAAAGCAUCUGCAAGGAUGUGCUUGCUCCCUUUUUAUCCCAGUUAGCUCCUGUUCUGGUACGUGGAAUGCGUUACUCAGAGGUCGAUAUUAUUCUUCUAAAGGGCAAUGUGGAAGAGGAUGACAUGGUGCCCGACCGAGAAGAGGACAUUCGCCCACGCUUUCACAAGUCCCGCGCACAUACAAUCAAGGGUACUCAAGAAGCGGGAGCUGUAGCAGCAGGCGAGGAUGAUGACGAAGAUUUUGACGAUGGCUUGGACGAUGAUAGCUCUCUAUCAGAAUGGAAUCUGCGCAAGUGCAGUGCGGCCGCUCUCGACGUGCUAGCCAAUGUUUUCCGUGAGGAUUGCUUGCCUGUCGUGCUUCCCAUCUUAAAAGAAACGCUUUUCCACCAAGAAUGGGUGAUAAAGGAGAGCGGUGUGCUGGCUUUGGGAGCCAUCGCCGAAGGCUGCAUGCAGGGCAUGAUACAGCACUUGCCAGAACUAAUUCCCUACCUGAUUAGCUGUCUGUCCGACAAGAAAGCCCUGGUCCGCUCUAUCACAUGCUGGACGCUUUCACGCUACGCCAAUUGGGUGGUCAACCAACCGCACGACCAGUACUUGAAGCCGUUGAUGGAGGAGUUGCUAAAGCGCAUUCUGGACUCAAAUAAACGCGUUCAGGAGGCGGCAUGUUCUGCUUUUGCCACUCUGGAGGAAGAGGCCUGCACAGAACUGGUGCCUUAUCUAGAGUACAUUCUGAAGACUCUGGUGUUUGCCUUCUCCAAGUACCAGCACAAGAAUCUGUUGAUUCUGUAUGAUGCUGUUGGUACAUUGGCGGAUUCCGUGGGUCAUCAUCUGAAUAAGCCGCAGUAUAUUGAUAUUCUCAUGCCUCCGCUGAUCGACAAAUGGAAUCUGCUUAAGGAUGAUGACAAGGACUUAUUCCCUUUGUUGGAGUGCCUGUCGAGCAUCGCCACUGCCUUGCAGUCUGGUUUCUUGCCUUACUGCGACCCGGUUUAUCGCAGGUGCAUAUCCCUUAUUGAACAGACCAUCAACCAGGAAAUGCUGUGCAAACAAAACCAAACGUACGACCAUCCUGACAAGGAGCGUAUGAUUGUUGCCCUAGAUCUGCUAUCUGGCCUAGCUGAGGGUUUGGACCGCCACAUUGAGACACUGGUGGCCAAUAGCAACAUUAUGCAUCUGCUCUACCAGUGCAUGCAAGACGUUCUUCCGGAAGUUCGCCAAUCCUCGUUUGCAUUGCUGGGUGAUCUGACUAAGGCCUGUUUCCCUCACGUGCAUCCCUUCAUGGCCGAAUUCUUUCCCAUAUUGGGGCAAAACCUGAACGCCGACUUUAUUUCAGUGUGCAACAAUGCCACCUGGGCUAUAGGCGAGAUUUGCAUGAAAUUGGGUGAGGAGACCAAGCAGUACAUUCGCCUCGUACUUAGCGACCUUUUCGUCAUUAUCAACCGCCCGAACACGCCCAAGACUCUGCUGGAGAAUACAGCAAUAACAAUCGGUCGUCUAGGUUAUGUGUGCCCAGUUGAAGUGGCUCCUUAUUUGCCCGAAUUUGUACGACAGUGGUGCACGUCGUUGCGGCACAUACGAGAUAAUGAUGAGAAGGACUCGGCCUUCCGUGGAAUGUGCCACAUGAUCACGGUGAAUCCAGCUGGCGUAGUGCCCGAUUUUAUAUUCUUCUGCGAUGCCAUCGCCUCGUGGGUUAAUCCCCCACAGGAUCUGCAUCAGAUGAUUCAAAAAAUUCUUCACGGCUUCAAGACCCAAGUGGGAGAAGAAAACUGGCGCCGUUUUGUGGAGCAAUUCCCGCCAACUCUAGCUGAGCGCCUGGCCACAAUGUAUAACAUCUAGAGCCAGACAAGUUGUAAUACGCCCACCUGCACCCGCUAGAAAGCCAAUCAGCAACAUCUUAACUAGACAAUUAUGUACAAGUAUGCGUAGUAAGCGUGUCGUCUUAAUCUUUAGCCUCCUUAAGUAAUCCGAUUCGAUGCAGUUCGAAUGUUACGUUAACAUUGAAAUCUAAUAUUUUAGAAAUCGAAAAGAAACAGCAAAUUCACAUAAAAGCAACUGCAUAACCGGAGUUAACCACAUACAUAUAUCUAUAAAACUAAUAGAGAAGAAUCACAUAUAUUCGAAAUCAAAUUAGAGGAUCUUAGAUCUGUAGAGCCUCUUUAGUCUGUCCGCUUAGAGCAAAUAUAAAAUGUCAUUAUUAUGCAGAAAACUCAGUAGGAAUUAGAAGAAAAAUAUGUGUUCCGGCCGUACUUAACCGGAGUCAGUGCUAUAGUAGACAUGCCCAAACCUCCAAUACAUUCAGCCCCACGCCAAAACCGAAAAUAGUGUUUCUCAUAGGUAAUAAAAAAACGUAAAGAAAAUCGUCGAAACUAAAUGAUAUUGCGGGUUCGUGUCGCGGUAAUUAACUAACUAAAAAAAUCGUUAAAAGAUGAAAGUGUUAGGCCUAUUGUGAAAUCCGAAGAAAGGAAAUGGAAAUAAAAUGGAUUCAAAUGCCCUUGCAUACGAAAAGCUUCAGCUGAAGAAAAUGUUACAAAUCAAAUAAAGACUGAUGUUCAACUCCGUUCAAAACCAUAGAAAGCAUUCAUCAACAGCCGAAUUGAAUUUCACAGGAGAACCCAACACUUUCAGCACUUAAAUAAUAAUAAUAAAUAUUUAAAAAGAAUCGAAGAAAAAUCGUCGCGUUUCGGGUUUAUACGGUUUCGCGUUCGCGUAAUUUCGUCGCUCGUUCGUUCGUAAUCGUAAUCGUCGUUCGUGGUAUCUCGUCGGGUAAUGAAAAUUGAAAAAUGAAAAAAAGAAAGAAAAUAAUACAAGGAUAACGAUAAUAUUGCAACUGUUACUGAUACAAAUUUACUUAUACACUACAUGAUAUUCAUAUGCUAUACAAAAUUAGGUGUUUUUUUACGGAUUGUGAGAAUAGAAAAGCAAAUAGGGAAAAAAUAUAUAAAAUUGAGAUUAGGAUUUCGUUGAGUAUCUUAUUUAUUUUUGUGCGAUCCUUUAACUGAAUACAAAAGCAACCAUUGACUGAUCACUUUUUAAAGUAUUAUUAUAUAAUUUUUUUUGUAUAGGGACAAGUGUAAUUAAUUAACUAUUAUUAUUUUCUUCAAACUCUUUUAUAAUUUUUAUAGGGCUCGUGUUUUGCGUAUCCUUUAUAAUUUAGAACUUUUGUACAGAGCAAUUUUUUUACAAUUAUACGAUUAGGUGUAAAGUGUACUACUAAAUGGAAACAAAAGUCUUUGAAAUUGUCGCGGAACAACUAAAAAAAUACGAAAUAUAAAACUAGGGAAAACCAAACUCAGUCAAAACACAAAACAAAAAGAAAGAUUAUGAUGCAGGAAGAUAAACAAGUAAAUCUAAGUAAUAGUAUUAUGUAAUUAUGCAAACCGUAUUUACGUUUGUUUCUAUUUUUUUUUUUUUAUAAAUUCGUUUCAAAAAUGGGGGAACGUGUGAUAAUAAAGUAACUUCGGUCGUUCGUUCGCGUCGCGUUAAACUCAAUAAAUUUAAAAACUAACAAUAUGGGACUUUCGCCCCCGAGUCCCAAAUAAUAAUCGCAAUACAUGAUAAUAAUAAUACGGUCUAACUAAAGCGAAGUGAAGCAAAUGCUAAAACUUGAACUAAACUAAAAUGAAAAAUCGUGAUUUCGUUGUACCUUAAUCCGGAUUCAUCGCGGAAUCCGGUCGCGUUCGCGUGCGUUUGUAUCUCUCUCGGGUGAUCUUAGUGAUUAGCGUUUAAGCAGAAAAAAAACUGAAGCAACACUACAACUACAUAUACACACACACAUGCAUACACACACCAUUGAACAUAUACACACCACAUAUAUACAACUAUAUAAAAUAUAUUUAUAGAUUUUAUGCAGAAUAGGUUUUUGUUCUAAAUAUUAUUAUUAUUUUUCACUAUGAUAGGGCCAACCAAAAAAUAAAAACAGAGUAGGGAACUUAAAAAUAAACUAAAUGUUAGGUCAAGUUAGGGAAAACAAUUAAUUGAAAACAAAACGUAACAAAAUAAGGAAAUUAAAAAAAGAAAAAAGAUUGUGCAGCAUUAGGGAAUUUUAAUUUCUUAUUUAUUACAUUAUUAUCUUGAGUAUGUAAUUAAAACCAUGAGUAAACAUACCAACUGUUUUUAGUCCUCUACACAAACAAUCUCUCACCUUUGUUGUUUCUUUAAUUAAAUCAAGACAAAUCCUAGUUAAUUUUGUUUUAAUUCUAACUCUUCACACACCACUUACAACACUUACAGAUCAUCAAGCACACAGCUCUUAUAGGUUUAUAUCAUGUAUAUCCUUUAAAUUUAAAUCCACUGUCACUAACUCGGUUAUUUAAAGGUCUGCAAAUGUCUAACGAAAUUGAAUAUAUAUACGCGCCUAUAUAUAUGUAUACAAAUUAAAAUUAUGUAUUAUGAAAAAUAUGCUUAUACAUGUAUGUAUAAUCCCUAGAUCUUGCUAUAUGAGUUCAGCAUACUAGCAAUCUGGAGAUUAUUUCUCUGGAGUUUAAUAAUUUGUUUAAGCCGAACUCCACUUCAAAAUUCAACUAUCAAGAUUUGUGUAAAUUGAAAAGUAUAUAUAUGAAUAAAUAUGUAUGUGUAACAUUA
Molecule: messenger RNA, 5580 nt
Organism: Drosophila eugracilis
Lineage: Eukaryota; Metazoa; Arthropoda; Insecta; Diptera; Drosophilidae
Gene: Tnpo
Product: transportin-1
Exons: 10
Coding region: 154-2835 (893 amino acids)
Biological process (GO): protein import into nucleus
Cellular component (GO): cytoplasm; nucleus
Molecular function (GO): nuclear import signal receptor activity; small GTPase binding
Source: RefSeq, a predicted model, not a curated record